Molecule: messenger RNA, 1374 nt
Organism: Penaeus monodon (black tiger shrimp)
Lineage: Eukaryota; Metazoa; Arthropoda; Malacostraca; Decapoda; Penaeidae
Source: RefSeq, a predicted model, not a curated record
AUGCUGCCAAGUAUAGCUGGCAAAAGUGGCUUGAUCACCCUGCACUGCAUCCUUGCUCCUUGCAGGACACCAGAUGUGGCAGGCUAUCACAUAGCCAACAGUCUUGAAACUUUCCCCGAGAUCACUCUUCUCAACAGCCAAGAGAGCUGUGACAACAGGUCAGGCGCCGGCUUUGUAGCAAGGGAUACCACACAAUCCCUGAGGGUAACAGACAACGCCUUCUCGCUACAAGCAGAGGCAGUUGCGAUCACGGGAGCCCUAGUCCACGCGUCCCUGAGGGAAAGACACAUCACACAAACAAUUGACCAUGAAAACUGGUGUUGCAUGCACUGUGGUGAAACAAUUGUAUGUUAUGUUAAGUUUUCCACGAAAAAUGUUCAGCGGGACAACUUUAUUGACAAUCCAGGUCCGCGAGCAAGCCUUCUGAUUGGCCGACGGGGAGGCGGCCUUGCCAUUGACGUCGGAGCCUUCAGGCGCUGCACACCGCGGGAAAUGCAAGCGGAAAACCAAGCUGGCUGGAAAACACCAAGAUUGAGUGACAGGAAGUCACGGGGCCAAAAGAUGGACCAUGCAUUUCCUAUUGCAGCCGAAGGAAAAAGCAGGGUCCCCUCUGCAUUUGUAAGGCCUUUCCCACCUGGAGAGGACGAUUUUGCAAUGGAAAGGGAAAGCGCAGUUCCGGCCUUUGUUCAUAAACAUCAAAGUUCUUCUCCACACUUUCCCUCACCCCACCUUCUUGGGUUGCAGAGUGGCACAACAGUAACACCAGUAAAGGGACUAGCACGAAGUCCAAGGACAGGGUCUCCCAUUCCCAGCCUUGGCCACACACCCCAUGCCUCUCCCAGCUCUCGUGACUUGGAACUUCACUCUUUGCGGAACCAGGUCCAAGAGAUCCAAGAUAAGUUAAAUGGGGACAUCAUAAGCAGUACAGAAUAUCAGCAGCUAUUCUAUGAGAAGGUGAAACUUGAGGAAAUGUUGGGGGCCACAGAACAUGAACUCCAACAGCUUCAAACUGCAUAUAAUGACUUGGAGACAAAUGCUGCCUUGACUGAGAGGAAUUUGAACUCAGAGCUCAGAGAUAUGAAAGAAAAAUAUCAGGCUAAAGCAGAAAAGCAUAAAGCCACACUGGAAGAACUAACAAGAUUAACAGACUACCUGAGAGACCUGCCCACCCUGGACGAGCACCAUCAACUGCAACAACAGCUAGCCAGAAAGUCUGCCCAGUCUACACAUCUGUCCAGGAAAAUUGACCACCUCACUCAGAAAUUGGCUGAGUUGGCAGCGAGGGAGAGUGAACAGGAGGCCAGAAUUGAAGUCUUGUCUCAGGAGAAGGAAGACUUGGCUCUCAAACUAGGACUAACUGAGAAAAUUUUAAAG